UUGCACGCUCCCAUCCAUCCAGCUCGCGACCAGAGCAGCGACAGCGAGAGAGAGAAGCAACGGAGAGAGGGGCCAGCUCAAGAGGAAGGAAGCAAGCAAGAAGGAAACAAGGAAGGAAGCAAGCAAGCAAUCGGAGCGAUGGAGCACGGGUACCCCUGCAACGGCUGCGGCAAGGAGAAGCGGCCGCCGCUCAAGAGGGGCCAGCUCAAGCUGCAGAUCGCCAGGACCCUGCUCGGCAGCCUCGCGGCGCCGGUCGCCAAGAACCGGGACCGCGGCUUCGGGAGAUAGAUAGGCCGUGCCGUGGUAGCAGUAGUAGAGUAGUAGUUAGCUGAGGACAUGCGUCGGCCGACUGGUGGACUGUGCCGUCUGUGCUUUUGUUCUUCCUCUUCUUCUUUUAAGAAAGAGCGUGUUGCCGUCAGGUUUUGCUCUGUUCUUUCUCCUUCCGCAGGCCUCUUGCUCACCUUCUUCAGCCGCCUCUCUUGGUUGGCUGGCUCGUACUAGAACGGAAACGCCAGGCAGCUUAAGAGCCCUGUUCCUCCUGAAUGAAGCAACGCACGCACGUAGAGCGAGAAAGCAACACAACCGUCCGGAAACAUCUUGUGUUUUUCUAUGUAGUAUCCUCUUGAACAAAAGGAGACGCCACCAGAGCAUUCGAUU
Zea mays is the source of this 657-nucleotide messenger RNA. RefSeq lists its product as uncharacterized. The record is from RefSeq and is a predicted model, not a curated record. The transcript has a single exon. The coding region runs from base 139 to 288 and encodes 49 amino acids. NCBI's taxonomy places the organism in Eukaryota, Viridiplantae, Streptophyta, Magnoliopsida, Poales, Poaceae.